AUGAUGGUUUCCAAUAUCAUGGUAAUCAAUGAUUUAACUGCAUCGCGAGUCGAUGGAGCCAGAUGUUCGGUCAAAGUUCUCGACGGCAUGUGUUCCAAAAUGGCAUCCUCUUCUGCAAGCUCUCUGCGGCAUAUGGACUCUGUUGGAAGCUCAGAGGGAUCGGGUGAUAGCUGUUCACAUACAUCUCACUCUAAGUUGUCUCCUCAUCCGUUUGCAACGAUAUUUGGAAAAUUCUACGCAGUGGAUGACUUUGAUGUGCUGGAAAUGCUCGGAGAAGGAUUCUUCAGCAAAGUUUCUAAGGUUCGACUGCGAACGUCUGGUGAGGAAAUGGUUCUAAAGAUAGCCAAAGGUACUGGGUCAGCAGGAAAUCGCAGAGCUAUACAUGUUGAUGCCGCUCGAGAAGCGGCAAUGCUUCAUCGCCUCUCUCAUGAGAACAUCCUCGCCCUUCGCGGGGUUUGCAUCCAGAUUACAGACGAUGGAUGUUGGGACAUGCACCUCCUUGUUGACUACUGUGAAGGUGGAAGCUUAUCGAAACUCAUUCUCGAUCGGGUAGCUCCUUUUCCUUGGUGUCAGAGAGUACGAUAUUCUCUCGAUAUCUCCUUAGCUAUGCGAUAUCUUCACUCACAGAAAAUAAUUCACCGUGACCUCACUAGCAUGAACGUUCUUCUUCAAUUGUCACCUAUGACUCCUGCAUGGGGGCGAGCUGUUGUUGCUGAUUUCGGACUGUCGUGUCGAUUCCCAAAACGCGGCGAAAAGCUGCCUCAAGUUGGCACAACUUACUUCAUGAGCCCCGAAUGCCUCAACGAAGAGUACUACGACGAAAAGUCUGAUGUGUUUUCAUUUGGAGUGAUUCUAUGUCAGUUGAUCGCAAGGAUUGAAGCUGAUCCCGAUAGUGGUCUCCAUAGAACAAGUAACUUUGGGCUCGAUUAUGUGAGGUUCACUCCUUGCUGUCCUCUGGAUACCCCUAUAGCUUUUUUAAAGCUGGCUUUCCAUUCAUGCGUUAUGGAUCCCUUAGAGCGGCCAUCAUUCGAGAUGAUUGUCGCAUUGCUGCAGAAAAUUUACGCUACAACGCCUUCUUCAUCAUCACCGUCAUUGGCGCUAGUACGCGGGGAGACGAAAUUGGCUCGAUCUCGUUCUGAUGCUGCCCUAAAGAAGCGAGCUGUCCUGGCAGCAAGAAAGUUGUCUAGUAAUCAGUCUAGAGCUGUUCGUCCAAUUAUUGAAGGAGAACUCGUUGAAGAAACAUCAUUGCUUGCUAUGGAAAAACUUGCUCGUGCGGCAGCCCGGGACGAACCCACACCCGAUCAUACGAACCCCUUUUUGGACCAUGAACGAUUUCGAAAAGAAAGAAAAAUCCUUCCAAGAAGAAUUAGUCGUAGGCGGAAUGAAUUAAAGCCCGAGCGUGGUGCCUCUACUACCAAUUAUCUCGCGGAAGAACAUGCUCGUUUCUUGCAAAGUGUGCAUCAUGCGUGCCUACCCAGAAGAUGCUCAUCACUACCCCCAGAUUUGCGUUCAUUUUGUUCCUCGAUGGACUUGAUAGAAGAACGAAGGGAAUUCACCCCUGGAGGAGUGCCUUUGAUCUAUCGUGAUUUUGAUCUGAAAUUUCUCAAGCAGAUGAAAAGAUUCCCUUCUCGACGUCAUACACUUAUUCCUGAGUGCAGUGCGCGGUCGAGCCUCGAUCUACAUUCGCUUUGGUCUCAUCCGAAUUCACCGGGUUUCAUGCAAACAAACGUUUCUGCGCCACACGCGUUUCAGACCGAUAAAUGUUGUGAUGUAAUCGACGGUUAUUCAGAGGAAAAAAGUGAAACGAUGACAUUCACGACGAGGAACCAGUUAUCUCAAUGUAUCCAUCCCACAGAUUACUCACCAAAUACAGGUAACCGCCUUAAUAAUAAUGACCUCGAUUUGGACUCUUGUGAGGACGACGGCCAAAUCUCAAAAAGCCCUAAAUUCGUUGUCGACACUGUACUGAACGUGAUCUUUUAUGUUUACUGCUCACAACCGUCCUCUCUCAACAUGCUCCGCACUUCUCCACCGCCUCUGCGUCGCGAUUUGCCUCUUGCUCAGUUUACUGUGUAG
This is a messenger RNA of Necator americanus (New World hookworm), 2076 nucleotides long. RefSeq lists its product as uncharacterized. The coding region runs from base 1 to 2076 and encodes 691 amino acids. NCBI's taxonomy places the organism in Eukaryota, Metazoa, Nematoda, Chromadorea, Rhabditida, Ancylostomatidae. The record is from RefSeq and is a predicted model, not a curated record. Gene Ontology annotation, cellular component: nucleus; cytoplasm. Gene Ontology annotation, biological process: actin cytoskeleton organization; protein phosphorylation. Gene Ontology annotation, molecular function: ATP binding; protein serine/threonine kinase activity. The transcript is spliced from 17 exons.